Messenger RNA from Ylistrum balloti, 441 nucleotides. RefSeq lists its product as uncharacterized. NCBI's taxonomy places the organism in Eukaryota, Metazoa, Mollusca, Bivalvia, Pectinida, Pectinidae. The transcript is spliced from 4 exons. The record is from RefSeq and is a predicted model, not a curated record. The coding region runs from base 1 to 441 and encodes 146 amino acids.
AUGUCGGUGUUUCAAGGCCACUGGGUUGAUGACAAAACUAAAGGAGAAUCUGAAAACUAUGAUGGAUUUUGUGAUGCUAUGGGUGUGACUCCCCAAGGAAAGCUGAUGUAUAAAGAUUUGAAAAUGGCUAUCGCGUACAAGAUAAAUGGUGACACGUGGACAUAUGAUCUGACAAUUGGGGACACCACUCAGACGCACGUGUUACAAAUUGGUGUCACCAAUCCGGAAGAUAUCGACAUGGAAGGAAACAAAACCAUUACUACGCCCACACUGGAACAACCUAACAAGUUAGUCGAGGUGACCGAUACUUGGCUUCCUUCAGGGCGUGAAGUUAAAACCCGGAUGGAAAGGACAGUUGUGAACGAUACUAUGAAUUGUGCAAUAACUCACCUUGAAUCAGGACAAACAAUGACUUUCAGUAUGACGCGUAAAACAUCUUAG